AUGCCAGCGAAAACAAACUCUGAUGUCUCCAUCGUCGAACCUCUCACUAGUGGACUCAAUUACCGAAGGUGGUCAACAAAAAUAAUCAUGUUCUUGGAAGACAAAGAUGUUGACUAUGUAAUCCAUACUGAUCACUCAUCAUUCAGCCCGGCUACGCACUCCACGUCUACAAAAACUCAUAAGCAAACUGAGAAGGACGAUUCGCAAGACACGGCUGUUUACGCCACUCCUGAUCCUAAGGCACCUGCACCAACGCCUCCAGCUACAUUAUCACAGGUUAGUGUUAGAUUUGAAAAGGACAACAAGACUACUCGAGCAAUCAUCUUGCAACGAAUGGCAAAUUCUCUGUUCGACAUGUUUUCUGGCUAUAAGUCUGCCAAAGUCAUUUGGGACUUAUUACGCCAGAAGUAUGGUACAGACGAUGCUGGUAGGAGAAAGUAUGCAGUGGGCCAUUGGAUGAACUUCAGAAUGAACGACUCGAAAUCCAUCGUUGAACAAGUGCACGAAUUUGAAAACUUGGUUGCAGACAUGACCGCUGAAAGAGCUAAGGUAAAUGAUGUUUUUCUGUCUGGUGCCCUUAUUGAAGAAUUACCCGACUCCUGGCUUGAUUUCAAGAAGAAAAUGAAGCAUGAAAGGGGCGACUACACUCUACAACAGCUGAUCAACAGCCUAAACAUAGAAGAAGAAAACCGCCUUGUACUCAGGUCAGCUACCCUUUCUAAUAAUGUAAAAGCUAAUAUUGUUGAGUCAAGUGUUGGUUUUGACAGACCAGGACCUAAUGAUCAUACUAAGAACCACAAACGAUGCUUCAAACAAAACAACAAUAAUCAAGUCAAGAAUGGCAAAAUUCAGAAGAAAGGAAUAGGUCCUGGAUGUUUCGUUUUUGGGAAGCAAGGCCAUCGCGCUACACAAUGCUACUUUUGCAAAGGCGUAAAUCAGAACACAAAAAAGUCUGACAACGGGGGGACCAAAAAUCAAGCUCAUCUGAUUGAAGACACGGACAACACGGAAGUGGUAGCAGUCGUGAUAACUGAAGCUAAUAUCGUUGGAGAUCUAGAAGAGUAUGUCGUGGACACUAGAGCAUCUCGCCACUUCUGCAAUAACAAAGAUAUGUUCAAGGAGUUUGAACCUAUCACUGAAGGAGAACAAGUGUUCAUGGGAAACUCUAACGUCUCCCAGGUAAGUGGUAGAGGCACUGUAGAACUAAUGUUAUAUUCUGAGAAGCAGUUAAUGUUGAAAAAUGUGUUGUAUGUCCCUUCCCUUCGUAGAAAUUUGAUUUUCGGGGCCUUGUUGAACAGGGUCAGGAUUAAAAUGGUUUUUGAGUCUGACCGUCUGGUCAUGACUUGCUAUGGGAAAUUUCUUGGGAAGGGACACUUACGUGGAGGACUUUUUGUGCUAGAUGUUUCUGUAAUUAGGCCUAAUAUGUUUGAGGGUCGUGAUGCGACCUCCAUUUAUGAUUUUCUUCCAAAUUGGCCUAUUAUAGGCAAUAAUAAUAAUGGUUCUCCUUCUGCUUAUAUCACUAUCCCAGUUAAUAUUUGGCAUGAUAGAUUAGGGCAUGUUGGUACAAAGUGUUAA
Messenger RNA from Ipomoea triloba (trilobed morning glory), 1575 nucleotides. RefSeq lists its product as uncharacterized. NCBI's taxonomy places the organism in Eukaryota, Viridiplantae, Streptophyta, Magnoliopsida, Solanales, Convolvulaceae. The transcript has a single exon. The coding region runs from base 1 to 1575 and encodes 524 amino acids. The record is from RefSeq and is a predicted model, not a curated record.